AAACAAACAGCUAGCUAAAGGACACCCCCUCUGCUGCUCCUCCCUCCUUUCUUGCUGGGCUCCACCACUUCAACUUCCCCAAAAUUCCAGAUCUGAAACUAAGCAAGUGAAAGGCGCGGACAUUCUUCUCUCCAACAACUUUGGCGUCUUGAGCUUAUGCGCUUUCAGCUAUGCACGAGGAAGAAGCUCAAAGUGACAACCACCCUGGACCUACUAGCUCUGAACCUGACCAGAGUGACAAAAAUGAUGCCUACACAGACAGGCGGGGAGUUGCACAGAAGUAUCUGGAGAGGAAGUAUGGUACAGUUCAGGAUUUUUAUCAGAAACACAAAACCACCCUUCGGUAUAUCCUCUGGGGCAUCUUAUUAGCAGUUUACCUGGCUAUGGUGAUCGCCGCGUGUGCCCUCAACUUUCACCGAGCCCUUCCUCUCUUCAUGAUCACCGUGGCUACCAUCUUCUUUGUGGUCUGGGAUCACUUUAUGGCCAAAUAUGAGCAUCGUGUCAAAGAACUCCUGUCUCCUGGCAGAAGGCUUCUGGACAGACAUUGGUCCUGGCUGAAGUGGGUGAUUUGGAGCUCUCUGAUCCUGGGAGUUGUUUUCUGGCUGAUCUUUGACACUGCCAAAUUGGGCCAACAGCAGCUGGUGUCCUUCGGUGGGCUCAUAGUGUACGUUAUCCUGCUAUUUCUAUUCUCCAAGCACCCAACCAAAGUUCGCUGGAGGCCUGUCUUUUGGGGAAUUGGGUUACAGUUUCUUCUUGGGCUCUUAAUACUACGGACCGGCCCUGGACUUAUGGCUUUUCAGUGGUUGGGCAACCAAGUUGAGAACUUCUUGGAGCACACUGAUGCUGGUGCUUCAUUUCUCUUUGGUGAGAACUACAAAGACCACUUCUUGGCAUUUAAGGUCCUGCCAAUGGUGGUUUUUUUUGGCGCCGUCAUGUCCAUGCUCUACUACCUCAGACUGAUGCAGUGGAUCAUUAGAAAGAUUGGAUGGCUCAUGCUGGUUACUAUGGGAUCAUCUCCUAUUGAGUCUGUAGUUGCUGCUGGCAAUAUAUUCGUCGGACUUACGGAGUCUGCACUGCUGGUCCGACCAUAUUUACCACACGUCACCAAGUCUGAGCUCCAUGCAAUCAUGACCGCUGGGUUCUCUACCAUGGCUGGAAGUGUCUUAGGCAUAUACAUUUCUUUUGGGAUUUCACCUGCCCACUUAUUAACUGCUUCAGUUAUGUCAGCGCCCGCGUCAUUGGCUGUGGCUAAACUCCUUCGACCUGAGACAGAAACACCUAAAAUAACCCUCAAGAAUGCCAUGAAAAUGGGAAUGAGUGAUUCAAGGAAUCUCCUAGAAGCCGCAUCACAUGGAGCAUCCGCAUCCAUCACCGUGGUAGCACACAUCGCUGUGAAUCUGAUUGCCUUCCUGGCCCUGUUGUCUUUUGUGAACGCAGCCCUGUCCUGGUUUGGAAACAUGUUUGACUACCCACAGCUGAGUUUCGAGAUAAUAUGCUCCUACAUCUUCAUGCCCUUUUCCUUGAUGAUGGGAGUGAACUGGCAAGACAGCUUUAUGGUUGCCAAACUCAUAGGUUAUAAGACCUUCUUCGGUGAAUUUGUGGCCUAUGAGUACCUCUCAAAAUUGGUGGAUUUAAGGAAAGGAUCUGGACCCAAAUUUGUGGAUGGUGUGCAGCAAUAUAUGUCAAUUCAUUCUGAGACAAUUGCCACUUACGCUCUCUGUGGCUUUUCCAAUAUCUGUUCCCUAGGAAUGGUGGUUGGCGCAUUCACAUCCAUAGCUCCUACCAGAAAGCGUGACAUCGCCUCAGAGGCAGGGAGAGCUCUGAUUGCGGGGACCAUCGCCUGCUUCAUAACUGCCUGCAUUGCAGGCAUCCUCUCCAGUACUCCUGUAGACAUCAACUGCCAUCACACAUUAGAGAACGCCUUCGCCUCCAGCUUAUCUCAAAACACAACUGAUGUGGUGUCCUGUUGUCAGAGCCUACUGAGCAGCACUGUUGCCGUGGGUCCUGGGGAGGUCAUUCCAGGAGGAAACCACAGCCUGUAUUUUUUGAAGAACUGCUGUGAAUUGUUGAAGCCAUCAACACUGAACUGCACUUGGAUCCCUGAUCAACUCUGAGUUCAGCCACUUCUCCAACAGAACUGGAUUGUCAAGAUCACUGGCUUCAGGCCACAAACUGGAAGAUCAGUGAUGCCAGAGCCUCAAAGGGAACCCCAGGCCACUCUCGGCUGAAUAGCACGUUGAUGAGCCUGCUCCCACACGCUACAUAAUGGUCCUUUCACUGUGCUGCAUUCUGAGAAAAUCACUUGGCUUUUCUAAGUCUCCAAUAAAAAAGAGUUACAUUAGCAUUUGACCCCACAGGGCUAUAGAGGAGGAACAUGAGUUAAAAGAAUACAAGAAAUGCAAAAAGAACACUUUGUAGUUUGAACACAGUGUAGGAAAGCCUGAUGCGCAUGCAAGGUGAGCUCUGAUCAUAACAGACUUGCAAGGUAUAGAAGCAUCCGUCAGCUGGAAACUUUGUCACUUAGGAGCUGUAAUAAAUUUUAUGCCAUUUAUGGGAAAGUUUGGCCAGUUCUUAAAAGCACUUGUGCAUAGCAAAGACCCUAAUUUUCAUCAGAGUUCACGCAUCAAAAUUCAACCUGUCCUUUCUGAGAGGGACAUCUCAAACAGCUGAGAAGUAUUUGCUCUCUUUGACCACCCAUUCCUCAAUGUCCGGCCAUAGAAAACACCUUAUCCAGAAAGUGAGGGUUUCUGCAUCUACUUAAACCAAACAGAAGGAAACUAUGCUUUGGGGAUUCAGGAAAGGUCCUGCUGUUGCUGUCUGACUUGUUUUCAUAGCAAUAGACUCCAAAGUCCUCAGACAAGCACAAUGUGGUCACAGAGGCUGCAGCUGGACCCUCAAGAAAGUUCUUUCUUAAAAGCUACUGAAGUAUUCAGAAAGAAUUCAAUCAACAUUCCCUCUAAAAUUCACAAGAGGUGAUCAUCUAGAUGACCUGAAGAUAAAGUGAAUUUCUUAAACGCUUUCUCCUCCCUCUUACCAGUAACAUGCUUGAGGGGAAUUUUAUUGCAGUUAUAGGUUUUUACAAGUGCCUCUGCUCAGGUGGAUGGCACAGACGCAGUCCAGACAUCAAUAGUGAGGAACAGGGCAGACCCAGAGAGCUUCCCCAGCAACUGGCCGGAGCCCGUGUGGGCCUCAGAGGAUAAGGCAGGGGUCCAGGUUCUGGAGGAGGCUCCCUGCGUUGGCCACUGCGACUGUACCAGGACAGGCGCUCAGAGGCAUUUUUGCCCCUCCCGUUCUCACAAUAGCUUUUAUAAGAUGCUUUACUGCAAAAGUAAUCAGUUAUAUUUGUUGUAUAAAUAUAUGCAUAAUCUUAAGAAAAUAAAAACUUUACCUAUAUCCCAGCACAAAAA
Molecule: messenger RNA, 3407 nt
Organism: Equus quagga
Lineage: Eukaryota; Metazoa; Chordata; Mammalia; Perissodactyla; Equidae
Product: solute carrier family 28 member 3-like
Exons: 18
Coding region: 171-2114 (647 amino acids)
Biological process (GO): purine nucleoside transmembrane transport; pyrimidine nucleoside transport
Cellular component (GO): membrane
Molecular function (GO): pyrimidine- and adenosine-specific:sodium symporter activity; purine-specific nucleoside:sodium symporter activity
Source: RefSeq, a predicted model, not a curated record